Messenger RNA from Ogataea parapolymorpha DL-1, 1917 nucleotides. RefSeq lists its product as uncharacterized. The coding region runs from base 1 to 1917 and encodes 638 amino acids. The record is from RefSeq and is a predicted model, not a curated record. The transcript has a single exon. Lineage: Eukaryota; Fungi; Ascomycota; Pichiomycetes; Pichiales; Pichiaceae.
AUGGACGCCCGAAUAACCAUGGCCGGCCGAGAUCCAAAGGUCUGGCCGUCCCUAGACGCUCUUUCCGAUUGGGGCCUUGAGGAAACGCUUUCCGAGGCCUCGUCGUCCAUCAGCCAGCAUAUGUAUACCCAUCCAGAUCAGAGCUCCAGCACCACAAACCAGUCAAAAGUCGGGUCUGUUUCGCAUUCCAAUGGCUCAACUUUGGUUUCUUCAAGGACCAGCCCGACCACUGCCAAACAUCUGCCUUCAUUGAGUUAUGUUCAAUUAAUUGAGGACUAUUCUAAAGACUGUUCUGAGCUAAAAAACCAGGUGCUCCUGGCGCUUGAUAAAUUCAAGUUUGAAAUCAUUGCUUCGAACUUGAUGAGGAGCACUGACACGCUAUCAAGCUCUGCUUUAUCGCAGACUAAGGUUCGGAUUAGCGUCUGUGACGUCCCGUCGCACCGGCUUGUUCACUCUCACCGGGCAUUCCACUUGGCGCUGGCGUUACUGCGUUUCGCUAAAAAAAAUGCAGGUCGCAUAAUCCCCGCGUGCUUGAAGCUCGCGACGCUGCUGGCAACAGCGUUUUUGGUUCUCGACAUCAACACGAAGAAAAUCGCCAUUCGCAUAUAUUUGCAACUGGUUACAAAUAAGCUGGACAAGUUUUUGCAAAUCAACCACCAGCUGGAUAGAACGCUUUCUUCACACGUGCGAACAUUCACAAAUAUGGCUAAUGACAAUCUCAAUGUGCUUCUGGGCGGGAGUUCGCAAAGUCGCCGUGUGGCCUUGCCAAUUCUGCUCCAGGGUGUGCUGAACACGCUUCUGGCAACCACAAAUCAGAAAAUCGCCGCACUACUCCCGUUUGCCGAUCUUGAGUACCUCCACAGAUACCUGGACGUUUACCAGCUGGACCUGGGAAGCCAGGAUCUGCGGUUUGUGGGCGUGCUCAACUCUGAGGGACUGGCAGAUGGGUCUGAUCCAGUCCCGCUAAAACCUCUGCGACUGCGCUCUUUCUCGGGCGACUCGCCGCUCCCGCAUAGUCCAACAUUCCCGCAGCCAAAAGCAGCACCGCCGCCGCUCCAAUUGGCGUCCAGUCCGUCGCGGACGUUGCAAUGUUUCAAGUUGCUGCGCAAGAUAUUUUUGUGCGUGCUGCUUGCAAUCGCGGAAGAUGCUCCCGUUGAGCGGACGAAGGAAACGGCACAAAUUGCUCAGCUGUGUGCUCGCAAGUUCAACGUGCGGCUGGCCAGCCACCAUCUGACUUUGCCAACGAAACUGGUGCUUAUGAGCCAUGCUCUGCAGCAGUUGAUUGCCCUGCAGCAGAGUUUGCAACAGGAGGUAGCAGCGGCGAAUGAGGGGCCUCUGGUCGCAGAGGACGUUUCUUCGCCGAAGAAACAGUCCCAGUACAAAGACCUCAUUAGCAAGCUAGACGCAAUAACCAACAAGCUGAGUGCUAUGGAGCUCAACGAAACAGAUUCUGUGGAGAAUCUGACACAGAUUGGCGGCUCGAUCAACGAGCUCGUCGACCUGUACAAUACCAUAAUCGACGGCCUCAGAGACGCAGAUGGUUCUGUGCGCGCAACACCGGUUUCGUCGCCGCAGCUGGCCAACAGAGAGUUCCCACCGCCGAAAAAAAGACAUAGCAGCGGGCUCAAUUUCAAUUUGAUCACGGUGUUUGAGGACCAGGCGGAGACGAAAGACGUGGUGCACACUGAGCACGGCGUUGCGGAGCUGUGCCCGACAGAGCAGAUUCCAGGCGUGCAGAGCAAGGAAGAUUUAAAGAAGACGCUGGAAAAGCUUUGUGCUGGAGAGCCCAGCUAUACGAACGAGACGUUUGAAGCCCGCCAAAACGAUGGGUCGCUGUCGACGUCAACGCCAAUCAAAAGCGAGGAGUUGGACAGUUUCAAAAAAGAGCUCAAGGGCCUGUUGAUGAAUGCAUUGUAA